Messenger RNA from Polyodon spathula (Mississippi paddlefish), 6552 nucleotides. Its product is annotated as collagen alpha-1(IV) chain-like. The record is from RefSeq and is a predicted model, not a curated record. Gene Ontology annotation, cellular component: collagen trimer; basement membrane. The transcript is spliced from 52 exons. Bases 170 to 5125 code for a protein of 1651 amino acids. NCBI's taxonomy places the organism in Eukaryota, Metazoa, Chordata, Actinopteri, Acipenseriformes, Polyodontidae. Gene Ontology annotation, molecular function: extracellular matrix structural constituent.
GUCCUAGUGUAGCUCACAACGCUAUUGAAGGCAAAGUUCAACUGUUAAUGGUCUCUGAAAAUAAGAAGUUGCAAGAAGGGGGACACUUCAAGACAUUUUCCUUUGUCCAUUUGGGGCAUUCUACAAAUGUGCUCAUUUAUUUUAUUUUUGUGGGAGGUUUAAUUUGGCAAUGCUGUUUCUAAAUUGUGCUUGGCUGCUAGUUAUAGCGGUCGUCGCAAGUGGCAUACAUAAAACAGAAGCUGCGGGGUGCAGUGACUGUGGAAAAUGUGACUGCAGUGGAGUGAAAGGACAAAAGGGUGAGACUGGCUUUCCAGGGUUACAAGGUCCAAUGGGAUUCCCUGGAAUGCAAGGCCCUGAGGGGCCACAUGGACCAAUGGGCCCCAGCGGUGAUGUUGGAGUCCCGGGACUCUCUGGGCUGAAAGGAAUCAGAGGCCCUGCAGGAAUACCUGGAUUUCCUGGAACCCCAGGCCUACCAGGUAUCCCUGGUCAAGAUGGUCCUCCGGGUUCACCGGGAAUCCCAGGAUGCAACGGUACAAAGGGUGACAGGGGCUUCGAUGGCAAACCUGGAAUGCCAGGAUUCUCAGGCAGUCCAGGUACUCCUGGGCUAGAAGGACAGAAGGGGGAGCCCGGUGAAAUAAAUGGGAUUUUUCAACUCAAAGGUGAAAAAGGAAAUCCAGGAUACCCUGGUAAUCAGGGUGCAUUUGGAGCACCAGGACUUGUGGGUCCAAUUGGCCCACCUGGACUGCAAGGACCUGUGGGCAAUCCAGGUCCUCCUGGCCCCAAAGGUGAGAAGGGUGACAGAUUGACCUUCCAAGGUCAAAAGGGAGACAAAGGCGAACCAGGCCCAAGAGGCUCUCCUGGCAUACCCCCAGAGGUUUCCGGGCCUACACAAGUAACAGUUAUACCAGGGAAUAAGGGUGACCGGGGUGGGGUCGGUCCCAAAGGUGAACCAGGUAUUUGCCUUGGAGGCGUGAAAGGUGAACCUGGAAAACCUGGCCCUAGAGGUAAACCAGGGAAAGAUGGAGAACAUGGAGUACCAGGAAGCGCGGGUACCCCAGGUACUCCAGGUAUCCCAGGCUUAAGAGGACAGGACGGUGAAAAGGGGGAGAAAGGUGAAACUGGGCUUCAAGGUCCUCCGGGAACUGUGGUUACAAACACUGGUGAAGUUGUUGUUUAUGGAAAAAAGGGUGAAUCUGGACCACGGGGCUUCCCAGGGCUAGAGGGGGGAAAAGGGAAGCAAGGUUUUCCCGGUGUACAAGGACCCCCUGGCCCCCCAGGUCUAAGUCUCCCGGGACCCCCUGGUCCAGCUGGGUUCCCAGGGGAGUCUGGUCAGAAGGGAGACCAAGGAAAUCCUGGGUUGUCUUGGUCUGGAGAAAAGGGGCAAGAUGGAGCACAAGGACCACCUGGACCACCAGGCCCACCUGGAUCCUUCGGAUGUAAGGAUCCAGAAUGCCUCCCUGGUCCACCUGGAUUUCCAGGAGAAAUGGGUCAAAAAGGUGACAGAGGAGAUACAUGUUUCCACUGCGAGUCGUUUGGUCCUCCUGGACUUCCUGGCCCACAAGGACCAGCAGGGCAGCAAGGUUAUCCAGGGGUAACUGGUACUAAGGGUGAAAAGGGUUAUCAAGGAAGUCCUGGUCUUGAAGGUGCACCUGGUGUUCCUGGUACUCCUGGCUUAUAUGGCUCCCCUGGUGCAAAAGGGGAGCCAGGAGAUGUUAUCUUUGGACCAAAUCUAAAAGGAGACAAGGGUCAGGCGGGGAUCCCUGGUCCUACUGGGACUCCAGGUUUUGAUGGGGCACCAGGAAGGGAUGGUCUUCCCGGGGUCCCAGGCCCAAAAGGCGAGCCAGCCACCAUUGGUUUCAAAGGGGAUCGUGGUCCAGCUGGAGACCCUGGUUUCCCUGGAACUCAAGGAGAAAGGGGUCCCCCAGGUCCCCCAGGGUUUGGUGCUCCUGGUUUACCUGGAGAGAAAGGAAACCAGGGAGUCCCGGGGCAUUCGGGGUUGCCUGGCUCUCCCGGAAUUAAGGGUGAACCUGGCAAAAGCAUGAUUGAAAUUGGACCACAAGGCCCACCUGGAAUCCCUGGAAUACCAGGGCAGCCAGGCUCCCAGGGUGAUAUGGGCCCUCAGGGAAUCCCUGGCGUCCCUGGUUUUCAAGGAGCAAAAGGUGACCAGGGUCAGCCAGGAGUGGGCUUUCCAGGGCCACCUGGAACCAAAGGACACCCGGGGUUGCCAGGGCCAGUGGGGCAGCCUGGCUCCCCCGGCCUCGACGGGAAAGAAGGUGAAUCAGGACGCCCUGGCCCACCUGGGCAGAAGGGUGACCCUGGGAUUGGUCUUCCCGGGCCCAAAGGAUAUCCAGGCCCUCAAGGUGUUGACGGAUUCCCAGGAGGGAAAGGAAACCCAGGGCUUCCUGGCAUUCCUGGAGCUGAAGGUCACACUGGCCCGCCUGGGCCUCCAGGGUUAAAAGGUAACCAGGGGCCUCCAGGUUUACAAGGUGUCAGAGGCCCCCCUGGUGAACCAGGUGCUGGUGAUCCUGGCCCACCUGGGCCCCAGGGUCCACCAGGUCCACUCGGCCCUCUAGGAUCACAGGGGUUAAAGGGUGAAAAAGGCUACCCAGGCAUCCCUGGACUGGACAUGCCAGGGCCCCAAGGAGAAAAAGGCAUUCAGGGUUCCACUGGCAUUCCAGGAAUAGUUGGGUCUCCAGGACAACCUGGCCCAGCAGGGAGAGAAGGACUUUCAGGGCCUCCAGGUCCUAAAGGAGAGAUGGGAGUGAUGGGCACACCUGGUAUAUCUGGGAGCCCUGGUUUCCAAGGUGACCCAGGUUUGCCUGGCUCAAGAGGUGAUCCAGGUCACAUUGGCCUGACUGGAUAUCAGGGUGAAACAGGAGCUAAAGGAGAAGCAGGGGACCAAGGGAUACGGGGCCCUCCAGGGACCAUGAGCAAGGAAGAAUUAAUGCACAUGAUAGGACCGAAGGGAGAUAAAGGAUUCACAGGUGUUCCAGGAGAAGCCGGAGUGAAAGGGUAUCGAGGAAUCCCAGGUAGUCCAGGAAUGCCAGGAAAGGAUGGAGAGCCAGGAUUGCCUGGGCAACCAGGACUUAAAGGUGACCCAGGUUCUACUGGACUCCCUGGUCAUGAUGGUUUACCGGGACAGAAAGGAUCCACUGGUCAAAUGGGCUUACCUGGUUCACAAGGAGCAAAAGGUACUAAAGGUCUGAUGGGUUCACCUGGCUUGAAGGGGUACCCUGGAACGCCUGGUGAAAAGGGUCUAAGGGGCGAUCCUGGAGAACCAGGUAUCGGAAAGCCAGGAGCUGAAGGUGAAAAGGGUCAGCCAGGCCCACCAGGUUUCCCUGGUAUCCCAGGUGAUAAAGGUGUGAAGGGAGUAGAAGGUAUGCCGGGAAUGCCUGGUGUACCAGGUCCUAAAGGAGACGUUGGAUCACCAGGGUAUCCAGGUAGUCCAGGAUUUCCUGGACAGAAAGGAAUUGAUGGAUUACCUGGCACUCCAGGGCAACCAGGAUUUCAAGGAAGGCCAGGCGAGCCAGGCCUUCAAGGGGCUCCCGGCCCUGCAGGAACUAAAGGUGAACCUGGACUGGAUGGAAUUCCUGGCCUGCCUGGAGAGAAGGGUGACCAAGGUUCACCAGGUAGAGGUUUUCCAGGACUUCCCGGUGUUCUUGGAGAGAAAGGUAACAAAGGAGAUGCAGGCUUACCUGGUCUCCCAGGUAGUCCUGGAAUCCCAGGUGUUAAAGGAGAUCAAGGGCAGCCAGGUUAUCCAGGGCAGCAAGGCCCGUCUGGUUUCCAGGGUCCACCUGGGGAAGCGAUGGAAGGUCCAAAAGGUGAAAGCGGACCGCCAGGAUUGCCUGGGCCUUUAGGUUCACCUGGACCCCAAGGGCCACCUGGAAUUCCAGGAAAUAUUGGAGGCAAAGGGGAAAAAGGAACCCAUGGCCUACCCGGGCUGCCUGGACUUCAGGGACUCAAGGGAGAGCGAGGCGUGCCUGGAAUUCCUGGAAAUGCUGGACUUCCUGGUCUCAAUGGACAAAAGGGUGAAAUGGGGGCUCAAGGAGUGCCAGGGUUUCCAGGAAUGAAAGGUGCUACAGGACAUUUAGGAUACAAAGGAGAAACUGGUGAACGAGGUUUUUCGGGUUCUAAGGGUAUUGAUGGCCCUCCUGGUCCACCGGGACCUACAAUUUCAGUUAAAGGAGAACGUGGCCUGCCUGGUCCUCAAGGUCCACAAGGACCCCCUGGUCUAUUAGGAUAUCCAGGACCCAAGGGACAACAAGGUGUGAGUGGAAUUAUUGGUUUGCCAGGGCAGGAUGGAAUUCCUGGGUUUGAUGGUAGGCCCGGACAGAAAGGAGAACAUGGACCAGUUGGCCCACCAGGCCCAAGAGGAUAUCCAGGCUCACCGGGCCCUGAUGGCUUGCCAGGACCAGCAGGGAUACCAGGACCAUCGUCCAUAGCUCAUGGCUUCCUUGUUACAAGACACAGCCAGAUGGUAGUGGUGCCUUCAUGUCCAGUAGGAACAACGAAAAUCUACGAUGGCUAUUCUCUCUUAUAUGUGCAAGGCAAUGAAAGGGCACAUGGCCAAGACUUAGGUACUGCUGGAAGCUGCCUUCGCAAGUUUAGUCCCAUGCCAUUUUUGUUCUGUAACAUUAACAAUGUUUGCAACUUUGCAUCAAGAAAUGACUAUUCCUAUUGGCUGUCUUCCCCUGAACCAAUGCCAAUGAAUAUGGCUCCCAUUACUGGUGAAAGUAUCAGGCCUUUCAUUAGCAGAUGCUCAGUUUGUGAAGCACCAGGCAUGGUAAUUGCAGUCCACAGCCAGACAAUCCAGAUCCCACAUUGUCCCAGUGGAUGGGAAUCCCUGUGGAUUGGCUAUUCUUUCGUCAUGCACACUAGUGCAGGCGCAGAGGGCUCUGGCCAGGCCCUGGCCUCUCCUGGCUCUUGUCUGGAAGAGUUCCGCAGCACUCCCUUCAUUGAGUGCCACGGUCGUGGAACCUGCAACUACUAUGCCAAUGCCUACAGUUUUUGGCUAGCUACUAUUGAGAAUGGUGAACUGUUCAACAAACCUGUCUCUGCUACACUUAAGGCAGGAGAUCUACGGACCCACAUCAGCCGUUGUCAUGUCUGUAUGAAGAAGACAUAAUUCCCUCAAUUUUCUUUUCUACCAAGUCUUCUGUGGGACUUUUUAUAAACUAUGGUGCUAUUGCGUUUAGAAAAGUGAGGCAUAAACCAAAAAACAUUAUCCUGUGUACCUCACAAGAUCAGAUUUUAUACAAGAAGCAGUACCAGAGUGCAUUAUAAGCGGAGAACAAGCCAUGAGCGUGCCUUCUGCCUCACUGGUACUUAGCUAGCUGAGAAAGUACAUUCAGUAUCUUAGAUUUCCCAUAUGGUUAAAAAAGUGUUAAUCAAAGCCUUGAGUAAAUGCUUUGCAAUCUGAUCAUCUGUAUAAUAAAAAUAGGUAUGAUAGCUAAAUUAUUUUAUUUACACAAUCAUUAACUUUUUCUUUACUAAAUGUUUUUCAAAUACAAUACAGUACUAAUAGAGUAAAAUGUUAUAUAAUUCAACUAUAGAAUACUGUAUAUGCUGAUGGUUUCCAAGGUUACGUUGUUUAGAAUACAUGUUAUUCACCUAAUGGUGCAGAAGAUAUAUAUUAUUUUUCUCACAAUAGUUCCUGCUACUUUUAAAAAGUACUCCUUGAGGUUUUAUCCAUUUUAAGUAGCUUUUCGUGAGACACAAUUUGGACAUUUUGUAUCUUCUCAUGAUUACUCAGUUACAGAAGAGCAUAUACUUUUUGCACCCCAAUUCUUGAAUUUGAUGUUUCUGUAUUUAAUAUUGUUUAGGGUUUUUAUAUAUGCUAUAUCCCAUAUGCCACACACUCGCACACAACAUGAAUUACUUUAUUAAUUACUAAUUAUUAUCUAGUGUUUUGUUUUUUUCUUUUAGUAUGUAAAAUGGUACAGUUAGAUUAUUAUCAUUUAACCCUUUAUAUCCUGGGGUGUCCAGGGACACGUGUGUUUUUGUUCUAUAAUGGCAACUGGUGGCUGUGUCAUUUUCUACAGUAGCAAAGAUGGGAUUCCUUAAUAAGCGAAAACAAAGUAAAGAAAGACUCUAAGAAGGUUGCUUAAUGAUCCUCCAGGAAAUAAAGGGUUUCUGAAGUGAUUGACUUGGAAGAGGUACUGUAACCACAAUGCCUUUGCAUUAUACUUCCAACACACACACAAAGUACAUUUAGAAUACUGAACUACAAUUAGUUUUAAAUGUGUGUAUAUUUACUAUCAGUCAAAAAUGGGCUUUAAGAAAAAAUAAAAAUAAAAAAAAAUAAGAAGAAGGAUUGACUUCCGAGUGAAUCCAGCAUGGGCUGUCAUAAGAAACUUUGAAGUACAGUUUUUAAUGAUUUCAUAUACUGUAUUGAAAAUGUUAUGAAAUGUUAAAUACCGGAACUGAAAAAUCCUCCCACAGCAAUUGUAUACAGUAUAGGCUAGCACAACAGUAAUCUAUUACAUGAGUUUCCCAGUAUCUAUUAUAAAAUUAGGAUUAUGAAAGAAAUCUGAUAUUUUCAAUGGGAUCCAA